Molecule: messenger RNA, 635 nt
Organism: Centruroides sculpturatus (bark scorpion)
Lineage: Eukaryota; Metazoa; Arthropoda; Arachnida; Scorpiones; Buthidae
Product: cuticle protein 16.8-like
Exons: 3
Coding region: 78-524 (148 amino acids)
Cellular component (GO): chitin-based extracellular matrix
Molecular function (GO): structural constituent of chitin-based larval cuticle
Source: RefSeq, a predicted model, not a curated record
UUAGACAUCCGUCACUGGUACAAAAGUAUAAAUAAGAACACACGGGAUCUUCGCAACAUCACAAGAAGCCAUACGACAUGAUUAAGUUGGUCUAUCUUGCGGCGUGUUUGCUCUGUAUUGGGGCGCAACUGGCGGAUAAAGACGAACGUCCGAAACCAUUUAAGUUCGAAUACACUGCACAAGGACCCAACGGUACGAGCAAUCACUUGGCGCAAGGAGACGAAAAUGGCAGAGUUUUAGGGAGUUACGGGUUGAAUCUAGCCGACGGUAGAUUCAGAAUAGUGAAAUAUAUCGCCGACGAAAACGGUUACAGAGUGGAGAGCAUCGAAACCAACGAACAAGGUACCAGAAACGAAAAUCCUAAUGACGUCAAUUUUUAUUCUUCUUACGAAGAACCUAAGCAACCCGCUCAACCUGUACGUCACGUAACGCCACGACCCAGAGCCACCACAAAACCACCUAAGGGUAAAUUUGUACUGGUUGCAGAGGAUUACUUGAAGCAACUAGGCGGUGCCGGUCAGUAAACCGUUAUAUUUCUAUCGUUAAUCACACGAGAAAAUAUAUGGUUUCUACAAAGAAUGGUUCGUCGGGGACAAAUGCCUUCAAAACUAUAUAAAAAAAAUUAAAAAAUUAUA